CACGGCGGUGCAAAAAUGAGACAGUAAAAAUUUGAGGUAAAAAUGAGACAGUGAGUUUUUUCUAUUAUUAAACAUCUUUUUCUAAACUCUGAUUAAGUAAAAACGUUAAGUCCUCUUUUAAGUUGAGCAUGCCUGUAUUAAAUUUAAACAAUUAUGGCACAGAAAAUAUCAAACAUGAUGUAUUUGAAGGAAUCACAAAAAACACUCAUAAAACUUUCAAAUAAAAGGCGCUAACUUUUCCCGCCACGGCAGCCUAAAUUGUCGGAGCGACUCGUUUAAAGUCGGAAUAUUGUUGUGUUUGUCUUGUGAUGCGUUGGAACCAUGUGCAACAGUCUUUCUUUGAUACCUGACCCGAGCGCUCGUAAAAUUAUUCUGGGGUAAAAUUGAGACUUGUGUGGGGGUAAAUGUGAGACACCUGUUGGAGAUAACUGGAAUUGUUUUCAAAAUGCCUAGAACAUACGUUCCUAAAUUAAAAAAAUAUACAGCAAAAGACUUAGAAGAAGCCAUAAAUCUUGUUAAACAAGGGAAGCUUGGGGUAAGAGAGGCAGCACGACAAUUUAGAAUCGACAAGUCCAAGCUUAGUAGGUCGCUUAACAACAAAAAUAAGUCGAAACAAGGUAGAAAGCAAGAGGCAAACCAGAUAAUAAAUGAAAUUAAUUUGGCAUCCACAUCAAAUAUUUCAAUCGCGGGCACAGCUUCAUCGUCCACCACGUUCGAAGAAAUUUUGCUUGCCAAAAUCAAUAAAACAAAUCCUGAGACUAAGACAAGACGUAAGAUUAAUUCAAACUCUGCGGUUCUUACGAGUGCUGAAUAUUUAGAAAGCAUUAAACAAAAAGAAGUCAUUCAAAAAGGUAGAGUUCAAACAAAAAAGGUACAAAAGAAAAAUAUUCAAAAAAUAGAUCGAGUUCCAAGUUCUUCCUCAGAAAGUGAAGCCGAAGGCAUUAUUCUUCAAGACGAAAGUGAUGUGGAUGAUAUGACGUUAGCUGAUCUAGUUGAAUCCAAUUCAGAUAACGAAUUUGACACCUGCUCAAAUGAGAUACAUUCCGGAGACUAUGUUUUAAUAAAGUUUGCUACAAAAAAGAAACUGGUACAUUACGUUGCGUUAGUAGAAAAUAUCAAGGGAAGUGAGUACUGCGUAUCGUAUAUGCGUCGACAAGUGAACAAAUUUGUAUUUCCCACCGUGCCUGAAAAUUAUAAUGUGGACAAAGACGAUAUUGUAAUGAAAUUACCCUCCCCUAGUUGCCAAGGAGGAACCGCUAGAAUGUCCCAAAAGCUUGCUUUUCCGAUAGACUUUCAAAAGUUUUCUGUUAAUUAGCUAAAUGUUUUAUUAUACUUACCCUACGUUCUAUUUUUUAAGUAGAAUUUACUUAUUAGUUUACUUUGACUUGUUUUGUUAAACAGUAUUAUGAGAUUUUUCCCAUUUUUUGAAAUUAAAACAGUACAAAUUAAUAAUUCACAAAAUGUUGUGUGUCUUAUUUUUAUACUUACCUGUAUCAGUCUUUCCCCAGAUCGAAUAAUAUGAUGGAAACCUUCGUUUUACACCCUGUCUCAUUUUUUUCCAAGCAUGUCUUAUUUUUGCCCCAACGACAGGAAAAAAAUGAGACAGAGAUUUAUUUUUUUUUAUUAAAGAAAUACUUGUUUUUAUGACAUUUGGUGAAUAUAAUGUAAUUUCCCGUGAAAU
Molecule: messenger RNA, 1681 nt
Organism: Sitophilus oryzae (rice weevil)
Lineage: Eukaryota; Metazoa; Arthropoda; Insecta; Coleoptera; Curculionidae
Exons: 2
Coding region: 446-1315 (289 amino acids)
Source: RefSeq, a predicted model, not a curated record